AUGGUUGGAAACGAUGCGGACGGAGCUGCUGACGAUUCUGAGGUGGAUGUGUCGGACGAUGCGGACCCUACGGGGUGGGCUGGGGACAACAGCACCAUGUCUCGUCUCCCAGCACACGGCGAGGAGACAGAGGCUGCCGAGGAGACAGAGGCUGACGAGGACUGGCUGGAGGGUGCUGCAGAAGAGGAGGAGGGAGUUGAUGAGUUCGAGGAAGAGUGCUGGUGGCGGGAGGACGAAGAUGACCCCACUGCAUACGCCCCUUUCACUGAGGGCGCGUAG
Molecule: messenger RNA, 279 nt
Organism: Closterium sp. Naga37s-1
Lineage: Eukaryota; Viridiplantae; Streptophyta; Zygnematophyceae; Desmidiales; Closteriaceae
Source: the annotation of a GenBank genome assembly